Ooceraea biroi (clonal raider ant) is the source of this 4645-nucleotide messenger RNA. Its product is annotated as valine-rich protein. NCBI's taxonomy places the organism in Eukaryota, Metazoa, Arthropoda, Insecta, Hymenoptera, Formicidae. The record is from RefSeq and is a predicted model, not a curated record.
AAUUGACGGGGAAAUGGGAAAAGGUUGAUCCAAUCGCACAUAUUAUUUAUAUUCAUUCGUUUCAAUAUUUUGUGAUAACGUACGCGUUACCUUUGCGAUAAAAAUCGUUGUCUAAAGACUGACUGUUUGCGGACUCGAAUUAAAAUGAGAUAUCGACUUUUACUUAUUCUAAUCCCUAUGACGUCACCCCUAAUCGUUGACAAGGAGAAAGUUCACGAAAAACAAUCCAACGUUCGUUCCGUUGGUCGACUUGCGCUCAUCGGCUGCGAUUUGUUUUUUUGUAUAUACGUGUAAGAGCGCGCGCACUGAGCGUCGCGCUGCAUUGUUAAGAUAGCUCUUUUUUAAACGUUGUUGCUCUGUUAUUUUUAAAUAAAAUGCUUAAGAAAAAGAACAUGACACGUUUCUGCUUUUCCUACUCAGUGAAAGUCUACUAUCGAUUUCAUCGUCGUUAUUUUCGCGCGUAUGCCAGAAAGUGCCAAGGCAAUUUAAUAAAUCAAGGUAACGAGACGAGUUUAGAUUAAUUAUGUGUAAUUAAGCAGCACUGCUCUCAUUUGCGAUAAUGACGAGCGACCCGAGUGAGCCUGAAAUAUCAUAUCAGUCAUGGUCUGUAUCAGUUAUGUUAUAAAUAUCGUAUCAGUUAUGGUCUGCAUAUGAAAUAUGCAGAUAGCGCAAAUGUUUAUUCUAAUUAAUUAAUAACGGAUCGUUUUAUAUUCGUCAGCCAUCUGCUCAAUUUUGAUGACUCAUAUGAUAUAGGGAAAGAAAUUACAUUUUAUUAUGUAUUGUUUAAAUGUGUCAUUUUAUAUUAUAGAAUUUAUAAUAAUUUAUAAUAAUUAAAUUAUAUAUCAUAAAAUUAUUGUUUGUUAAAUGUAUAUUUAUUUCCAAAAUCAACUGAAGGAAAUUAGUUUAAUGUGUCUUUUAGAGGUAUGUAAAUGUCAUUUAUAGGCUUUAAAUAUGAUUACUUUGCAAACAACACCGUAAUAUAAAAUAAUUAUUGGCUGAUUACGCAGGUAAAGUCAUUUUUGAUGUUUUAAUCAAGUGGGAAAUUUGUGUUAGCGAUAAUAGUAGUUAAUCAACUAUCGAUUGCAAUCCGUACGCGUUUCCCUACAAGUUUUAGAACGAGAGGAACUCGUGGUAGCGGCUUUCACUGCAAUUUUCGAUAAAAGCAUCGGGAAUUCCGUGGAAAGUGAACGUUAGAUUGAUUCGCUUGCAAUUGACGCGAUCAUCAUGAUCGCACGCGGCAAAUCACCCGCGACACAUCAACAACAUCAUUGCCAGAUCCAACAAAAUAAAUUGAACGAUUCCUGCACUUCAUAAUGAGAAAUGCAUAAUAAGAAAUAAAGAUAAAACAAUAAGAAACAAGAUGCAAUGUGCAAAUGAAAAUAUAUCUAAGAUAAAACAAGAAGAUGAACAAGAAAGUUUAUCUUAAACAGGAAAGCAACAUUAAGCGAUAUAAUACGUUAUUAUUAGUUAUGUUCCAUUAAUUACUAAUAAUAAUGUUUCAAGAGCAUUCAAUCAAGAGUACUUAGAAACUUUCUUUCUUUAAUUAUAAGUCUACAAUGACUCAGUGAUCUUUCGUCGCAUAGAAAAAUCGUGUCACUUAAAUCUACGUUCUGCGCAAAUGUUGACAGCUUCAUAGCUGGAAUUUCAACUGUGAGGCUGGAAAUUCCAGAAAUUUAAAGAAAGCGCAAAGUAAAAGCAACACUUCCAUUAGCGAGAGAUUUUUUGAAGAUACCAUACGUACUUCCGCAUUAUUACGAAUUCGUGGCCCGGUCAGGAAGCCGAGUAUCCAAUAUCCUCGUUGAGGAAACAAAAUGAUUGGAAACACGUAAUUGUGCUGGCGGUCGGAUAUGAGGUGUUACGUACUCGCGGUGAUCGCGAGUCAGUUCCAGAAUCAUGCCAUCCACGGCAUCCUGGUGAAUGGUGUGGGGUAUCAUUCCAAAGAAUAGUGGGGUUGUUCUUGUCUCCCUGCGCGGGCGGUAUAUAAGCUGGCGAUCAAAAGAAUUUAUCCCGAGUGCACUGCUGAUUCAUGGACGACAAAGGCGUCUACAAGCUUAAGCGAUGCAAACGAUUGUACGUAACAAAAAGUUGUAAAAAAAUUACCCAGCUGUCUCUCAAUGAAGUAACGCGAUGUCACGCGCACGAAUGUCGCGUUUUAGCUUUGCAGUUGUCUCGAGACCGUAGCUUGACUGCCUCUACUUAAGUGAACUCACAACGUUGACGAAAUACUGACGUUGUUCUGUGCUAUUUGUGCCGCGCAUAGUUUCCCGUUGCUCAAAAAGGCCGGGAUUGGUAGAGAGAAAGUAUUUCGACAAUGUUCUCGGUGAUGUUUGUAGUUUAUCUGCAAUUCUCAGUGAUGUUCACUAUUGCUGUUUGUUUAAGAUUAUGCUGCUGGGGGUGGUUACCUGCUCCUACAGUUCUGAAUGGGGCUUCGGUGGUCAUGGCGAUGGAGAACUCACGCUAGGAGAGAUUUCCAUAGACCAUGGCUUAGGUGGUCUUGAGCUGGGAGGAACAGGCGGUCAUUCUUUGGAAUUCUUGGGCAACUCGCUACUUAAUAAAGUUAGCGGUUGGCAUUCUUCUUACGGCGAUAUCGGCGGUUCUCAUGGCCACUUAAUCCCCGUUGUCAAACAUAUCGGAAUACCGACGAUCAAGAAAGUACCAAUCAGUGUUCCACAUCCAGUGGUGGAAACGGUUCCACAGCCAUACCCUGUUGCCGUAGUGGUACCGAAGCCCGUGCCAUACGCGGUGGAGAAGCCGAUAAUUAAGACGGUCGAGAAAAAGAUACCGACACCCGUCGAGAAAAUAAUUCCGAUUAAAAUCGAAAAGCCGGUGCCGUUUCACGUGGUGAAACAUGUGCCGGUGCCGGUCGAGAAGCCAAUUCCAAUCAAGGUCCCGAUCUACAAGACUAUCGUGCACAAAGUCAAGGGCCACAAAUCGCACUGAUCAUAAAUCUGCGCGGAUUACACUGAUUCACCGAUCGUACAAGUACUGCGAUAUUCAAUCUUAUUGUUAUAGUUGUUGAUGUCUCUUUUGUACUUUUUAUGUUUAAUCGAGGAUGCAUGUACACUGUGUAAAAAGAAAAAAGAUUUUGCAUCAUAAUACGUUAUUUAUUUAAGUGUUGACAGCAACAAAAUAGCAUGUUCUUUAUUUCCAUAUCCGAGUUUCUAAAUGCCUGUUUCCAUAAAAUAAACGUUUAUACACGGCACGUAGUUACCCAAUCAUUUCUCGUGUUACGUUACAGCUUGCCUGAUACUAAACUCUAAUAUGACGCGGAAAUCACUAUCGGAAAUAAAUCACGUUUUAUUGAAUCUCUUAUCAAUAUGCAUUAGCAACGCCGCGCCGUCGCGCAAGACGCGAACAAAUCGACGAGCAAAAAUCGCGAUAUUCUCACUUAAACGGCAGCUUCGGUAAUUGAAUCCGCCACUUGAAAUCUCGUAGCAAAUCGAGAGGCGCGACGUUAACGGCCAGCGAGCUCGUUAUUUUUACGAUCACGUCAUCGUAAAUUCUUCAGAUCUGAGAGUAUCGCAUCAUAUGUCAUGAGAACUUAACAUCAAUUUCUCAGACGAUGAGAUUGAUCUCGUGAAGAUCAAGCCGUCUACUAACGAACAUUAUUAGGCCAGUCACGGUAUAAUGAACGACAUGUGAAUUUCAUCGAUCCCGGGAUGGGUACCAGAGCUGCAUGCUCAACGUGCGACUCGCGUCAUUUCCUGCGUCUAACGUGGAAAUACCGAGAGCGAAAUGACGCGAGACAAUCGACGCGGAACUUCAGCGCGGCUCGAUCAUUCUUGCACAACGAGGUGUUUGAGCUGAUGAUUUAGCGCUCCGUUUGAGCAGUUCUUAAAAUAAUUCUUACGACACGACCGGAUAUCCGCGUAAAAAAUUACUUCUCGGACCACUAUUAAUAAAAUACUGUUACCGUGAAGAAUUAAUUUCCGGAAAAUGCGUUAUUCACGUGUGUAGAACAGUAUGUGUAUGCGUGUGUAUGUGUGUGUGUGCGCGCGCGCGCGCGUGUGUGUAUGCUGAGAAUAAAGAGCUCUCUGUGCAGGUUCUAUCUACAAUUUCUUAAACUGUGCUCUGUGCUUAGUAAUGCUCAACGUGCUUAAAUCUACUUAGCAGUAUCGUCAGGACACAUAUCCGCAUUUCACUUUCUGGUUUCCGUGUAUUUCCUCAGUAGCUUUAUCCGCAUUUACGCACUACACACAAUAUCGCGUAUGAUACUGUUUGUCUAAUUGCAAAAGUAAGACAGAAGUAACAGGGGAUCUCGCGUCGCGAAAGAAUUGACAUGGCGAAAGUGAAAUAUAUAUAUAAAUCCCAUUUUCCCCCUUUCAUUUGGUGGAAAAGUUCGCGCGAAGGAUACCAUUUAAUCGUAACAUCCCCCUCGAAGCGUGGAGAUAAUCGACGAGCGUGAAGAACAAAUGGAACAAAUAAAGCGAGUUAAAAGAGAUUGCAUAACGCCAAUGUCUUCCUGUAAGCUCGCAAAGAAAGGAAAAGAAGAAAGAAAAUACAAGAGUGGCGAGCACAAACGCGGCAGCGAUAAAAAGUAGCAGCGAAAGGGAAGUCCGCAAACCACUUCUUCGUCCAAUCGCAGUGGUCGCUCGGCCGUAAAAGGAAGAACAGCGAUUUCUCAUACAAUACCACCUGAAAAAAA